CCACUCAGAGAUUUGAAUGCUCACUUAUUGGCAGCCAACUAUUUAUAAUCUACAACAAUAUCUCAAUCUCAAAGGGAUAAACAUCAUUUCUGUUGUCUGAGUUAUAAUAUCCUGAGAAAGAGAAAACACUUUGAAAAUUCCUGAAAAAAACCCGCAGAAGAGAAAAGCUUCGUCACAUGGAAGAAAUAAAGAUACCAUUUCACGAACAUCUUGUCAGACCGACUACUCGCUUUCUUUCCGGAAGGUGUGAUGCAGACUGCAGCACAGAUCAUAACCGCAUAUACGGAGGCUACCGCUGCAAUGAGCCUGGCUGUGAUAAAGUGUUCCAUAAAGAAUGCGCUGAAGCCUUACCUGAAAUCAUCAACUCUUUUCAUCCCGAGCACCCUCUCACACUGAUAUGCCUACAUUGGAGGGAUUGCAGUUUAUGUCAACAAGACUUCGGAGUUCGGUACUGCUGUUCAAUAUGUUACUUCAAAAUAGAUAUGAAGUGUGCGACACUACCUGUUAUUUCUGAAAAUCCAUGCCUACACGAGCAUCCACUCAAACUCUCACAUGGAAAGCCAGCAGACAGCUUGGAAUACUAUUGCGCAGUGUGUGGCUUUCCCAAUCUCGAUGAAGAUAAUUAUCAUUACAGAUGUAAUCAGUGCAAAUUUUCCAUCCAUCUUCAAUGUGUCGAUAAAGCUCCAGAAGCAUACCACGCUUCCCAUCCCAAGCACCCACUCAAGUCAAUUAGUUAUCUACCUGAUUAUGCCGACAUGAAAUGCCUUCUUUGCGGGGAUGAGUUUGAGGACAGCGAUGCCUGGUAUAUGAAAGAUAAAAAACCUCACCAUUGUGAUAUUUGUAAUUUCAGCAUAUGCAGAGGUUGUAUGACGAACCCACCACCAGUUUGUGUGGUAAGCUCGACGACACAUAAACAUCGACUUCAUCUUGUUCCAAGACGCAUGGACUUCACUUGCAAUGCUUGUGGGACGUUAGGUGACCGAAGCCCUUAUUUUUGUCUUGAGUGCAAUUUCAUGAUACAUCGUGAAUGCAUCGAUCUACCACGCGUUAUAAACAUCAACCGCCAUGAUCACCGCAUCUCUUACACUCGCCGCCUCGGACAUGGAGAAUCUCCAUGGAAAUGCGGUGUUUGCCGUAAGAAAGUGGAUGGGUUCUAUGGAGCUUAUGCUUCCUCCAAGUUUCCUAGCUUUGUUGUUCACUCAAGAUGCGCAACUAGACCUGAUGUUUGGGACAGUGUGGAGUUGGAAGGGAUGCCCGAAGAAGAAGAGAUUCCGCCAUUCGAGGUGGUUGAUGAUACCACAAUAAGACAUUUCAGUCAUGAUCAUAAUUUACAUAUCAACAAAGAUGGCCAGAUUCUACAUGAAAACAUAGUUUGUGAAGCAUGCGUCUUCCAAAUUGGUUCAGAAUCGUUCUACAGUUGCAGGAACUGCGAUUUUAUUCUCCACGAAAAAUGUGCCAACCUUCCUCGUAAGAAACGUCAUUUGUGCCACAACCAGCCAUUCACACUAAACACAGUUUCUCUCUUUGCAAUAUGUUAUCUUUGUGAUAAACGAUUCUCCGGCUUCCGGUACGAAUCUAAAAGCUCAUUCGGAGAGGUUACACUAGAUGUACGAUGCGGUUCAAUUUCAGAACCAUUUGUGCACGAAAGCCAUCCACAUCCGUUGUACUAUGUAUCAAAGAAAUACAAGCUUAGCUGUGAAGAGUGUGUCUUUAGCUUGGGAUUCAAGAAGGCUGUUUUGCCGAAAAAAGUAAUGUGGAACAGGUAUGAUGAUCAUCCUCUUUUCUUGUCUUACGGUGAAAGCAAUGUGAAUGGAGAAUACUGGUGUGAAGCAUGUGAAGCAAAACUCGACCCAAAGGAAUGGUUCUAUACAUGUAAUGAUUGUGGGAUCACACUGCAUGUUCCCUGCGUUGUGGGAGACUUCUCAUACAUCCAGCAUGGUACAAAAGUAGAAGAGGGUCGUUCAUAUGAAGCGUGUUCUGUUUUGACUUACGAAUCAUCAAAGCAGGUCCUGAAGUUAACACAUGAAGCAAAGCAUCGCUUAGAAUGUAGAAGUCAAUGUCUCAUACGUCUCGACGAGAACCUAAUCCGCGGCUACGAAUGUGCUGGUAUAGUCUUCUAG
Messenger RNA from Raphanus sativus (radish), 2120 nucleotides. RefSeq lists its product as uncharacterized. The coding region runs from base 177 to 2120 and encodes 647 amino acids. The transcript is spliced from 4 exons. The record is from RefSeq and is a predicted model, not a curated record. NCBI's taxonomy places the organism in Eukaryota, Viridiplantae, Streptophyta, Magnoliopsida, Brassicales, Brassicaceae.